Messenger RNA from Silurus meridionalis, 4102 nucleotides. Its product is annotated as sodium- and chloride-dependent creatine transporter 1-like. The coding region runs from base 293 to 2026 and encodes 577 amino acids. Gene Ontology annotation, biological process: sodium ion transmembrane transport. Gene Ontology annotation, cellular component: membrane. The transcript is spliced from 15 exons. Lineage: Eukaryota; Metazoa; Chordata; Actinopteri; Siluriformes; Siluridae. The record is from RefSeq and is a predicted model, not a curated record.
GUUCAACAGUUGGAGGUGGUUUAAGCGAAAGCAUCACUCACUGUUCCUCAACCGACAGAACCAGAGAUAGUUUGGGAUUUAUGUGAGGAGACAUACAGCGAUCGAGAGAGAUGGAGAGAAGGAGAGAGGUAAAGAGGCGAACCAGAGGGCUUGAGAGAUUGAAUGUGUUCAAGUCUUGUACAAGAGACAAGAAGAACAACAGGAGGACGGGAACCAAAACCAGGCCUCCAACAGCAAUCUUGUGGAUGCCAGCGGCGAGACACAGCCUGAGAGAGAGACAUGGACCAGGAAGAUGGACUUCAUCAUGUAUUGUGUGGGCUUUGCCGUCGGACUGGGGAACGUGUGGAGGUUCCCUUACCUCUGCUACAAGAAUGGUGGAGGAGCCUUUCUCAUUCCCUACCUGUUGUUUAUAUUCCUUGGUGGAAUUCCUAUUUUUUUCCUGGAAAUAUCUCUGGGCCAGUUUAUGAAAGCUGGAGGCAUCGCCAUGUGGAACAUCGCUCCACUCUUUAAAGGACUCGGCUAUGCUUCCUCGGUUAUCGUGUUCUUCUGCAACACCUACUACAUCAUGGUCCCGGCAUGGGCUUUUUAUUACCUUAUUAAGUCCUUCACCGCUGUACUGCCGUGGUCCACUUGCACAAACUACUGGAACACGGAGAACUGCAUCGAGACCUUCCGCCAUGACGCCUGCAGGAACGGCACCAACUCCAACUACACCUUCAUGAACAAGACCUGCGAGGAGUUAGAGAACGCCACCUCGCCCAUCAUUGAGUUUUGGGAGAACAAGGUGCUGCAUAUCUCUGAAGGUCUGGACAGUCCGGGUCAGAUCAACUGGGAGGUGACUUUGUGUCUGUUGGCCGUCUGGGUGUUGGUUUACUUCUGCAUUUGGAAAGGAGUGAAGUCUACAGGAAAGAUUGUAUAUUUCACUGCCACUUUCCCCUAUGUUGUCCUGCUCAUUCUUCUGGUGAGAGGUGUGACCCUUCCUGGGGCCUAUGAUGGGAUAAUGUACUAUCUCAAGCCUGACUGGUCAAAGAUUCUAGAACAACAGGUCUGGAUCGAUGCCGGCACUCAAGUGUUAUUUUCUUACGCGAUCGGACUCGGAGCGCUGAGCGCUCUUGGCAGUUAUAACCGAUUCAACAACAACUGCUACAGGGAUGCGUUCAUGUUGACCCUGGUAAACAGCGGCACCGGUUUCUUUUCUGGCUUUGUGGUUUUCUCCAUUCUGGGUUUCAUGGCUGCUGAGCAAGGUGUGGACAUCUCCGAAGUGGCAGAGUCAGGGCCGGGUCUGGCGUUCAUCGCGUAUCCCAAAGCCGUGACGAUGAUGCCCGUGGCACCGGUCUGGUCCACACUCUUCUUCCUAAUGCUGCUGAUUCUGGGGCUGGGCGGUCAGUUUGUUGGAGUUGAAGGCUUCAUCACUGGCAUCCUGGAUCUGCUCCCUUCACGUUACAGCAAACGUGAAAUUAUUGUGGGGUCCUGCUGCAUCUUGUGCUUUUUUAUAGAUCUCUCCAUGGUUACACAGGGAGGGAUAUACGUUUUCCAGCUCUUUGAUUUUUACUCUGCCAGUGGAAUGACCCUGUUGUGGCAGGCAUUCUGGGAAUGCAUUGUUGUGGCUUGGGUUUAUGGUGCUGAUAGAUAUAUGGAUGACAUUGCCCAUAUGAUCGGUUACCGGCCUUUCCCUUGGAUGAAGUGGUGCUGGUCGUUUUUUACUCCAUGUGUUUGCAUGGGAAUUUUCGUGUUCUACCUGGUGAACUACAAGCCUCUAAGCUACAACAGUGUGUACGUGUACCCGUGGUGGGGAGAGAUGAUCGGAGGGUGUAUGGCUCUCUCCUCCAUGCUCUGCAUCCCCAUUAGUGUCGCCUACAAGCUCAUCAUGGCCAAAGGAUCCUUCCGACAGCGCUGGGAAAGUCUGACCAAACCCGUAUGGGGUGCACAUCACCUGGAAUACAUGGCCCCUGGCACUGACAUGCAAAACCUGCCGUCCUCGUCCCCCGGAACCGAAGACAACAUCGUCUACGAGACCCGCUUGUAGCCGCGAGGUUGGAGGGUCCGCGCAAAGCAAAAAUAACGAAGAAAACAACAACAAUCCCGAAGACAAGCUGAUAAUGCUGCUGCUCGAAGCCGUUCUCCAGUUCAGAUUUUACACUCGUUUGUAUUUAAACAAGCAUCGUUUCAAAACGAAGACUUUUCUUUAUUUCUUGCUUUUAGAACUCCCAGGUUGAAAUCGCUGCUCUUUCUGUUUCACUCCUUGCAGUUCUGCCCUUUUUUUUGUUUGUUUUCGCAGCGCACUAUUAGCUUGUCCUCGCUUCGGACGAAGACAGACAGAGAGAAAGACAGAGACGGAUUUUAGCUUUGCUGUAGCUUUUUUCUUACCAUCACCUCCUCAGGGCAGAAUUCCCACAAAAUCCUCCUCGUCCAAUCGGAAAAUUCAGUUCAAAUUCAUUUCACUUGUAUAGCGAUUUUAACAUUAUGCAUUGCAGCAGUUUUAAAGAAAUGAUACAUUAUUAUUAUUAUUAUUAUUAUUAUAAAAAUUAUUAAUGUAAACAUAAAAAAGCUACCUAUGAGCUUCUCUCUAAUGAGAUAUUAACGGAUUCAGAAGGGAACCUAUCAGAUCAACUCAACCUAUCAGAUCAAACAUCAAUUAUGACCUGAGUGAUGUAGCUGAGGCUGAGGAACUGUCCGAGCCAAGUGUAAGCGAUUGUAGCACAAAUUAGAGCUCAAAUUUAUCGUCACUUACGUGUACACGUGUUUAGGACGAGGGGAUACACACACACACACACACACACACACACACACACACGGAUAAAAACGUACACAAUGAAAUCUUCACGCAACCGGGUCCACUGUAUUUAAGGGCCAAAAUAGAUGUUCACUCCACAUUCUCCCUUCUGUAGUGUAUUAUUCAGUCUUACUAACGUAUUCGUGUCUGUUUAGGCCGGACUAAUAAAACACCAGAGAAUAAGUGUUAGGUUAAACGUUCAAUUAAAAAAAAAAAAUUUUUUGACCAUCGAGGAGGUACGAAGUAACGGAUCAUGUGACGAACAAUUCCUGGUUAUUGCACAGUUUUUACAGUCAGGGAUUGUUUUUUUUUUUGUUUGUUUGUAAUACGUGAAUUAUUUACUUUUUUUGUUUUGCGUGCCAAACAUCUCGCUCAGUCAGAAAAGACUCGUUGCCAUACAGGGCCGAGUUGAACUCGUAUUCCUGUUCAGCUUCUCCACAAACGACUAGUAGCUGAAGGAAACUGCAUUAUUUUUUACACCAAAACGUGAGGAUGAGAAUCUUAAAGGAGAAUAACUUUAGCUUUCUUUUUUUAAUUCUGUGAUAUCAGUGAUGUCGAAUUGCCAAAAAAAGUAUUAAAUCUACGUUUGCAGUGUAAAACUAAGGGGUCGGUAUUGGGGCCGUCAGAAAUAAUUUAAAACACAUCAUUCUAUAGAACACACUAGAAAUUGAUAAACACUCCAACAAGGAUCAGAGAGUUUUUAUUUUUUCAGAGUUUUAGACCUUUUUUUUUUAUUAAAUGCAGGAAUUCUCAAGUGUUCAGUCAGAAUACCAAAAUGUAUUUUCCAUCUACGUCUACCUUCAGACUUCCAUUAUUGUCUGGGUUUUUCUUCUUCAAUAGAAAAAGGGGGUUUAAACCCUUAUUCGUGGCAACCACAAACGACACAACAAUACAUUUUGUUGAGAAGGAAAAAAAAUUUGAAAAUAUUAACGAUUGCAUUUCAAUUUAAUAUUUGGAUCACCCGCUACACAGACGUCCGAACGAGGGUUUUUUGUUUGUUUUGUUUGUUUUGUUUCUUCGAGCGUGUCGACUGAUCCGACCUCAGAUCCUGGUCACUGUAACUGACGGCAAACAGUUGCCUUUUUUUUUCGUUUGUUUGUUUGUUCUUUCGCUUUAGCGCCCAUUCACAUCGAGGUGUAAGUGCGCAGUGGGAAUUCUGCCCUUCUUUUCUUUCUGUAGUGUAGCUUACUCUUUAAGCCUUUCUAACACCAAUCUGAAAAAGAAUGUUAAAAAAAAAAAAAAAGUAGUACACGUUAAAUUUUAAUGUUGUUUUACAUAAUGUGAAAUUAUUAUUUUGCUGAUAUUCAUAUAUACAUUCAUAUACUAUAU